ACUUAAUCAGGAAACAUCUGCGCUACGAACAUUUGAACUAUUUUCUCCCCGCAGAUGAAAGGAGCGCCGGAUAAGCUACGUGAACCAACCAGUCGGCCAUCAAAUCCUGCGCGACAUCCACGUGAACAGGAAUGUGAGCAAUGACAGGACGGACACGUGUCAUGCUUUGAAUUCUCCAGCAGAAACAUGGACGUCGGCAUCGCUACUUUGGUCGGCCAGUUCAAGGCGCACGCGGGCAACGACGGAUCCGCCAACACCCUCAGCAGAGACGAGUUCCACAACCUGCUCGCUCAGCUGCCCAACUAUGUGAAGGACGCCGGCGAGCCAGACUUAGUAGACCGCCUCAUGUCCUCGCUGGACGAGAACGACGACGGCGAGCUGACCUUCGAGUUCUGGCGGAAGCAGGGCGGCUUCAGUCAGUCGUAGACCUUGUCCGUCAGUGUCACAUGUGUAAGGCUUUAUUUAGUUAACCAUUUGCUGAUUGCAGGCCAGCGCUAAAUUAAAGGCCUGAUUGUCUGGGAGCCUCCUGUCAUUCAUUGACUGGCCACAUUGGAGCGGGGAUGUAUUACAGCCUUGAUUUAGGAGAACUGCUGUAAUCCUAGAUGCACUACUGCUCCCACAACACACCCUAUCUUGUUGCACGCAGCGUCACAAUGCGGCCUGGCCAAGCGUUAAGAUGCUGCCGAGGCAGGUAAUGUCAUACCUGCCAGCGCCCUCGCUAAAAAUAUCCUCCAUGAUGCCUUUUAUGUCUCCAACUCUGAUUCAGUCUUCUGGGGAGGAGAUAGGAGCUCAGAACAACACGACCUUUGUAGCCAAUUGGCAGAUAGGCUGUGUUUUACUGUCCAACGUAAUCCCGCUUACAUUUAAAGUACGUUUAGACGUCGUUCUAAAUAAAGUCGCUCGUGCUGGCCCGCUGCCACGCUUCCCACAAGUACGCCAUUGUGCUGUUACGACGGGUGACCAAAGUCCGGCCCAGGGGCCGCAUGCAGCCCACAGAUGGAUUUACUUUUUUUAAUUGUCUCGACACAUAUUCUAAAAGUACAAUAAACGACGGCCACACUCAGAAAAUAAUGGAAAAAAGGUGUAAAAUAAAAAAAUGUACAUAUGUAAAUUUCAUGAAAAAAUGCCUGUCAAAAAUAUAAGCUUUACGACUAAGAUUAUGACUUCUUUCUUGACAAAAAAAAAUCCACUACUUUUUUCUGAAAUAUAUAAUGUAUAUAAAAAUCUACAGCCAUUUUCUGUAAAAUAUCCAAACUCACACGACACAACU
Molecule: messenger RNA, 1270 nt
Organism: Dunckerocampus dactyliophorus (ringed pipefish)
Lineage: Eukaryota; Metazoa; Chordata; Actinopteri; Syngnathiformes; Syngnathidae
Gene: s100a11
Product: S100 calcium binding protein A11
Cellular component (GO): perinuclear region of cytoplasm
Molecular function (GO): transition metal ion binding
Source: RefSeq, a predicted model, not a curated record